This is a messenger RNA of Penicillium pulvis, 1533 nucleotides long. RefSeq names its product Atg14 domain-containing protein. Gene Ontology annotation, biological process: SNARE complex assembly. Gene Ontology annotation, cellular component: lytic vacuole; endosome. Lineage: Eukaryota; Fungi; Ascomycota; Eurotiomycetes; Eurotiales; Aspergillaceae. The coding region runs from base 1 to 1533 and encodes 510 amino acids. Gene Ontology annotation, molecular function: SNARE binding. The transcript has a single exon. The record is from RefSeq and is a predicted model, not a curated record.
AUGAGUUGUCACAUAUGUACAUCUGCCCACUCCCGCUUGCCAAUUCUCUGUCCGACAUGUGCCCGCAAUCGUCUUUAUCAGCUACGUCUCGAACACACCCAGGUCCUUCUUGAAAAACAGUCCCUUGGCAACCAAAUCGAGAUCGCGACCGCCCAUAGCCAGUUAGGAUCCUCAGAAACCGAUCACGACAGCUCCUGUCGCUGGGCCCUCCAAACCAUUUUAAGUCAACAAGCUGGCUCGAUCUCCAGGGAGGAUGUUGUGGCGCAGCAGAUAAACACUUUGAAAGAGGAAAUUAGGGCAAAAAGGGCCGAUAUCCUGGACCGCAAGGCGCGGUUGGCUCGCAGGCGUUCCGAUGCUGAAUCGGCCCAAUACCAACUUGGGGAGCGGGAGGCUGCUAUCUUGACAGGCCUGCAGAACACCACCAAAAGGACCGAGCAUCUAUGGCACACAUUACAUAGUAAAACGGCAGAAGCUCGGAUAUUUCUUUGCCGCGAAGCGGCUCAUCUGUAUGGGUUACGGCAAAAAGCAACCAAGAAAGGCGACGCUAGCCAGACCUAUGUCCUUGGAGGCCUAGCAAUUGUAGACUUGCGGGACAUGAACGGAAAGUUCCCAUUUCUGGCCGCUAUCACUCAAAUUCAUACUAACAUUUAUACAGGCUCCACGACAGCUCAGAUAUCUACGUCGCUCUCCAACAUUGCCCUCCUCCUGGUCCUCGUUUCGCAUUAUCUUUCACUGAGACUCCCCGCCGAGAUCAUUCUACCCCAUCGGAAUCAUCCUAACCCAACCAUCUAUACCCCUGCUGCAUCCUACGACUCGCAUAAUGCCACUGAUGGAACUUAUAAUCCUCAACCCCCAUCCAGCCUGGCAGUGCCCCGACCUGCAGACACUCGCUCGCGUCCAAGGCCACUAUUCAUUGAUAAGCCUCUCCAACGUCUCGCCAAGGAAGACCCUUCCACGUAUUUCCUCUUUCUUGAGGGUGCCACUCUCCUUGCUUGGGAUGUCGCAUGGCUGUGCCGGACCCAAGGAAUCAACCUAACUUCUGACUCAUGUGAAGAGGUCUGCAACAUUGGAAGUGGAUUGUGGCAGUUAUUGGUUGCCCCGCCAGCUCAGACGUCCACUUUGAUGCGGGCCUUCGCCGGUCGAGAUACGCAGGCUAAGGUGAAGCCUGCUAAGGAUUCUCCCCAAACCACAAUCCAGCGCAUGAAAUCAUUUCCUAUGCUUGGGCAUUAUUCCCAUGGAACAGUUCAUUCGUUUCUCGGGGCAUCGGAGGGAUCGGAAUUCAUGCGGACAUGGAAAUUACCCACUCCAACAAAGAUUUUUGAUAACUUAAAGUCGAACCUCCUUGGCGAGAUGGCCAGCGCAGAAUGGGAGGUAUUGGAACAACAGGAAUGGGAGGACGAAAAUUUCGAGACUCAACAACCAUACACGCCAGAGAGCAAAACCACCCCCAGGCCUGCAGAAACAAACGCGACCCCAAAUCAGUCAUCAAGACCAAAGGGCACAAGUGGUUGGACGAAGCUCAACAGCAGAUAA